This is a messenger RNA of Copidosoma floridanum, 906 nucleotides long. RefSeq names its product DTW domain containing 2 (gene Dtwd2). Lineage: Eukaryota; Metazoa; Arthropoda; Insecta; Hymenoptera; Encyrtidae. The record is from RefSeq and is a predicted model, not a curated record.
UCAAAACAAUGUGAGCACGUUGGAGACCUUGUUGUUAUUUUAACCAUCAAUUUGGCAAUCAAAACAUCUUCAGUUUUGGGGGGGGGGAUGAAGGACGAGAGUGAAAUUUGGGAGGAACUCUCCAACAUCCCGGCUGAUCCGCCGGAAAUGCGUGACAAGUGUCUCCAGUGCAGGAGACCGGCAGGUGUGUGUUGGUGUCCAGGUUUGCCCACGACACCGCUCAAGUGUUCCUCGAGAAUAGUUGUUCUCCAGCAUCCUGCUGAGGUUAAGAGAUGCUUGAGAACUGCUCCCAUGCUUACUUUGGCACUUGAGGCUGGAAAGUGUAUCACGUAUAGAGGUAAAAAAUUUCCUUCUGCAAAACACGAGGGUUUGAUGGAAAUUCUAAAUGACCCGGAUACUCUUUUGUUGUAUCCAUCUCCUAAUGCAGUACCAUUGAAUGAAUUCACUCCUGUUGGAACAGAUGGUCAGAAGCCUUACAAUUUAGUUCUGCUGGAUGGAACUUGGCCUCAAGCUAAGGCAAUGUAUACUGCUAGUCCUGCUCUAAGUAAGUUAAAGUCAUGCAAACUUGUUAAUGUUUCAACUAGUGAGUAUGUAAUUAGGACACAACCUACAGAAGGCUGUCUUUCGACUCUGGAGAGUGGUGCCCUGGCCCUUUCAAUACUUGAAAACAAGCCAUGGUUAAAAGAUGGAAUGCUUGGACCACUUCACUACCUUUGCAAAUUUCAAUUAGAAAAUGGUGCAGUGACACAUCAGAGCAAAGAAUUUUUAAUCAAACAAAAAGCAUAUCCAAAACUGAUUGGAAAAAGACUGGCCAAACAAUUGAGGACAUUACCUGAUACUACUUUUUGAAAAUGUUGAAACAGUAAUUAAGUUAAUGUAAAUAAUGAGUUUUGUUUUAAAAGAUUG